AUGUCCUACCAGCAAAACCAGCAGAAAUACCAACUCUCUGCCAAGAGCCUCCCCAAAUGUCCACCCAAAUGCCCCCCUCAGGCCCCUCAGGCUCCAGCCUCAUGCCCAGCUCCCUGCCCUGCUCCAGCUCCAGCCUCCUCCUGCUGUCCUUCCACCUGCUGCGUGUCUGGGUUUGGAGGCAGCAGCUGCUGUCUAGUGUCUCACCGUUUCCCACGAGUCUACCUGCGCCAGCCCCAGAAUUCUGACUGCUGUGAGAAUGAGUCCUCUGGAUGUUCCAGCUGUUGCCAUGGCUCUGGGGGCUGCAGCUGA
This is a messenger RNA of Sciurus carolinensis (gray squirrel), 309 nucleotides long. It is a transcript of the gene Lce7a, whose product is annotated as late cornified envelope 7A. Gene Ontology annotation, biological process: epidermis development. The record is from RefSeq and is a predicted model, not a curated record. The transcript has a single exon. The coding region runs from base 1 to 309 and encodes 102 amino acids. NCBI's taxonomy places the organism in Eukaryota, Metazoa, Chordata, Mammalia, Rodentia, Sciuridae.